CCAACUCUCCACGUGACUCCUAUUCAAUGGGGUUGAUGCAAUCUUUACGAAUGCUAAACAUGAGCCGGCUAUAAUGAUCCAACCGAACACCCAUCGUUUUUAACAGAGAGACAUUUUUAACAAAUUGGGGAUGUCUUUAAAGUGUUCGCCGAGAUUUUGGUGGAGUGUUCAGGUCAAGGUAUUUGUGAUCUGCCGAGCAAUGACACCGUGGAGUUAGGUGGAAGCUGUAAUUUCAACAAUGGCGGAUGUGGAUACUUGUUCCCGGCUUCGCUUUGGAAUGUCCACACAGAAAGCUUUGGUGGCUUGAUCUAUGGUAAAAUACGCGGCGAUGAAGGUACGAGCCAGACGUUUGCCUUGUUCCAGUCCAACGACCCGGCACUGAACGAUUCCCUGAUUGUUAAUAGCAGUAUCGUUACACCAAAUAUCUAUACCAGUCCGGUUUGUCUCAAGUUCUGGUUCCUUAUGCCCAAUCAGAACUCGAGACUCGAGGUUUAUACGGUACAGUCACGUGAUAACAAGACCGACUCGGUGUAUACGCAUGUUUAUAGCCCGGCUUCACAGUGGGCGGAAGUGAAAGUUCUUGUAAAUGCGAAUGCUCCUUAUAAGUUCGAGUUUAGAUCAACCAAGGAAAAUAGUUACGGAUACGUCGGUAUUGACCAUAUUCAAAUCUUAACAGAAAAGGUCAUAACUACUGAGUCAACGACAACAACAACAAUUGCAACGACGACAACAACAACGCCUACAACAUUAAUGACAGUUACGACAACAACACAAAGACCUAUUGAAACAACAGAAGAAACAACAACAAAACAAACCACGACGGAACAAGUAACAACAACAACAACAGACGCUCCGACUACACGCGAACAAACAACUACCGAACAGACGACAUUAGUAACAACAACAGAAUUAUUAACCACUGUUAAAAAAGUGCUAACGACUAAGGGCAUAGUAAGGUUACCGUCAACAACACCAGAAAUAACAACAGAAUUUCAUCCAACAACAGAGAAUUUACAAACAACAGGGUGUUCUUGCAAGUGUCCCACUGUACCAACUGUAUGUGCUGGCGAUGGGCCGCCUACCACAAAGCCGGUUUCGUCACCAACCUUUUGUGAUGUUCCGGCAGACCAGCGGUCAGUUCUUGACCAAUACAGUUGUAAUUUUGACCAUGGAACGUGUGGGUUCAACAUAUCAACCUACCCUCACUUGUGGGAACUAGCCUCACAACGAUAUGGGGACCCGACUGUCGGGGAAAUAGUGGGAGACCACUCGCUUGAGGCGUUAGGUGGUUACCUUCUUUUCAAUACGUACAAUAACCACGUGCAAAGCGGCAUGGAGCACGUGUUUCUCUCUCCAGUUCUGCUCCCGUUUACACAAUAUUGUGUGACUUUCUGGUACAACAUGCCGAACAAUGAGUCUCGUCUGCAACUGACAGCUGCGUUCGAUAACGGAACCAGACAGUUGCUAUGGAAACAGGAAAACCAAAAGACGAACGGCUGGACAAAAGUGAAAAUAGCAUUCAAGGAGAACUCGAAUUUCAGACUUCAGUUUGGAUCCAGGAAGGACGAUAGAGAAGGUUUUCUUGCGGUUGAUGACAUUCAAGUCUCCGCCGCGAAAUCACGUUUUCCACGAGAAAUUAGAAUGAGACAACUUGCAAAUUUGAAUGGUAUCUUGGCAGAUGACACUUCCGGUUGUACAUGCACAUGUCCUGCUUAUCACGUUAUCGACUGUGAUAAAUCUACUCUGUCACCGCCAUAUGGUCGGUCCUGCAAAGAUUUUACCGGUGCAAAUUUGGUGAAAGAUGCAAGUUGUGAUUUCGACGGUGGGAAUUCCUGCAAGUUUACACUUCCGGUAUAUCCACAUCUCUGGGACAUCCUUGAAUAUCAUUAUGGAAACAGCACACUCGGAAUUAUAAGCGGAGAUGUAACAAAAGAAAGUGCGGGGAUGUAUGCAGCGUUUACAACAAAUGAUUACCGCGUGCCACUCGGAGAGGGCGGUGACAUGACGUCUAUUCCCGUAUUGCACCCUGGGAAACUCUGCCUCAGCUUUUGGUACAAUAUGCCGACUGAUACUUCCUCCAUUACGGUAUUCCGGGAUACCGGAAGUAACAGAACUGUGAUAUGGUCAAAAUCUCACGAGAUUUUGAAAGGAUGGCAACAAGCAACUGUUUUACUGAACGGAAAUGAAACCUUUCGAAUAGUGUUUUCUUCCAAAAAGACAAGUAUGGCUGGAUACUUUGCUAUUGAUGACAUCCAGUUGUAUAGCAAUGUGAAAACUCUCUGAAAUGUUUACUUUAUUGGUAUCAUGUAUUUCAAAUAUAUAUAAUCACGUGUAUAUAAUGUAUUAACACAAUAUUAUAUAAGGACGCUGUGACAAUGGAUUCACUGUUCAUCGCCUAGUGCAACAAAAAAU
This is a messenger RNA of Ruditapes philippinarum (Manila clam), 2412 nucleotides long. RefSeq names its product MAM and LDL-receptor class A domain-containing protein 1-like. Bases 463 to 2283 code for a protein of 606 amino acids. The transcript has 13 exons. Gene Ontology annotation, cellular component: membrane. NCBI's taxonomy places the organism in Eukaryota, Metazoa, Mollusca, Bivalvia, Venerida, Veneridae. The record is from RefSeq and is a predicted model, not a curated record.